This is a messenger RNA of Antechinus flavipes (yellow-footed antechinus), 6709 nucleotides long. It is a transcript of the gene RNF4, whose product is annotated as ring finger protein 4. The transcript is spliced from 7 exons. NCBI's taxonomy places the organism in Eukaryota, Metazoa, Chordata, Mammalia, Dasyuromorphia, Dasyuridae. Gene Ontology annotation, biological process: positive regulation of transcription by RNA polymerase II. Bases 3241 to 3975 code for a protein of 244 amino acids. Gene Ontology annotation, molecular function: zinc ion binding; transcription factor binding. The record is from RefSeq and is a predicted model, not a curated record.
AUGGAAUAGUCAGAAAUGAUUUUUGCAGAGAGGAUAAACAACAUGAGCAAAAAAGACAAAUCAACAAGCACUUAGCACACUACUAUGUGCCAAGUACUUUAAAGAAUAGCAAAAUUAGCUUUUGCCCCCAAGAAGCUCACAAUCUAUGGGGAAAAUAAUAUGCAUAAACAAGAUUUAUGUGGGAUAAAUUUAUAUUGGAUAAAUUAAAGAUAAUUUCAAGGGACGGCAUUAACCCUAAGAAAAACUGCUUUUUUGCAGAAGGUGGGAUUUAAGCUGAGACUAAAGGAAGCCAGGAAGCAAAGGUCAGAAUUUUAGAAAUGGAAACCAGCUAGUGAAAAUGCACAAAGUCAGUAGAUCAAAUGUGUUGGAACAUCAAAGGAAAACAGAUCACUUAAAGAUGGAGUCUAUCAGGGGAAGUGAGAUAUAAGAAGACUGGAAAGGUGGGACAGGGCUAUCUUUCAGAUUAUGAAGAACUUUAAAGGACAGAGGAGUUUACCUUUAAUCCUGGAGGCAAUGAGGAGACAUUGAUAUUAAUUGAAUAGGGGAAUGACAUGAUCAGAACUCUGCUUUAGGAAGAUCACUUUGACUAAUAAAUAUAGAUUGGAGAAAAAACAGACUUGGGAAGGGAGGCCGUCCAGGAGGCUAUUGCAAUAUUACAGGGGGGUGAUAGUUAGGGCCAGCAUCAUGGUGGUAGCUACCUUAGAGGAGAGGAGAUAAAGAAAAACAAUAUUAGGAAAAUUAGAAAUCAGAGAAUUUAGCAAAAGUUUUGAUAUGAGUUGUGAGUGAGGAAUUGAGGGUAGCACUUAGGUUUUCAGUGUGAAUAAUUGGGACUGAUAUUAGUACUCACACUGAUAAUAAGGAAAAAUUAGGAAGAAGGGAAGGGUUUUAGAAAAAGAAGAGUUGUUUUGGAUAACAUAGAGUUUUAAAUGUCUAUGAGAUAAGGAAUUCUAAAUGUCCAGGAGGCAGUUAAAGAUGGAAGCCUGGAAGUCAGCAGAGAAGUUAGGACUUUAUAAGUAGAUCCGAGAACAUUAUCAUAAGAUAAUUCAGAACACUGGAAGUAAUGAGAUUACUAAGUGCAACAGUAUAAAGGGAGAACAGAAGUAGUCCUGGGACAACUCCUUAUGGUAUGCCUACAAUUAACCAGAUGGUACCCAGAUGAAAACUCACCAAAGAAGUCUAAAAAAGACUGGUCAGAUAGGUAAGAGGUAGCCAGGAGAAAUCACUGUCACAGAUAACUAGAGAGAAGAAAGUGUCCAGAAGAGGAUGAUCAAUGGUGUUGAAGAAUAAGUACUGAAAAAACCAUUUACUUGAUUUGAAUUGAAAUUACUGGUAAUCUUGGAGAGGUCAUUUCAGUUGAAUGAUCUGGAAGUCAAGCUGAAGAGAGUAACAAAUUAUUGUGUAUAGCCUUCUCAAAGAGUGUGGCAAGAAAGAAUGGGAAGAAGGAGGAAAGGAGGAUAGUAAAGAAGGAAGAAAAGGGAAGGAAGAAGAGAGGAAGGAAGGAAAGAAAAGAGGAGAAAGGAAAGAAGAAAGGAAGGAAAGAAGGAAAGGAAGAAGAGAGGGAGGAAGGAAGGAAGAAAGGGAAAAAAGAAGGACAGAAGAAAAGGAGGAAAGAAAGGAAGAUAUACACGGGGAUGGACAGAAAGUAAAUAUUUUGAGAAUAAAGGAACCAUGGGAAUGUUUUGUAGGCAGCAAGAAAGCAGAUGUUAAGGAUAUGACAGUUGAAAGCAAGAUGGCUUUUGAGCUGAGCCUUGACAAAUUUCAUAAAACUGGAUAAGAACAAGAGUUUAGUUUUAGGGGUGGAGGGCAAUUUAGAUAGCAUCCUGAGUGAAUUCAUGAGAAAUGUAAUAAGGUCUGAAAAACAUGGAAUUAGAAAUAACACAGACAUCAUCGGGUCUAAUCCACCUCAUUCUAUAGAGAAGAAAACUGGGACCCAGAGAGUAAGCGGCACCGUUUGUGCAUUGGGGAGCUACUGAAGGUAAUAAUCCAACUAUACAAUUUUGGUCGUGGUUCAAUAAGAGCUGCUUAUUUUGUUAAAUAAUAAAAGGCUUUCUGGGAAAGUGACGGAGGAAGGACUUGGAAAUGAAUGUGACUUAGAAAAACGAUGCCAUCCCUUAAAAAAAAAAAAAAAAAAAAGCCUGGGAGUCCGGGAACCUGGAGAUGACAAAGGUCGAGCGGUUUUGGCACCUAAUUGGAGGGAAGGGGGCAGACGGACAGUCAAAGGCUUCCAAAGAAUCAUAGAACGCAGAACUUCAUCACCCACGUGGGUUUUAGGGACCAUAUAGUAGUCAAACACCACCUGUCUUUUAUUUUACAUAUGGGGAAACUGAGGUCCAGAAAAAGAAAGUAUCUAAGGUCACACGGAUAGUGGAGUGCUCAGGCUAGAACCCCUAAUCUAGUCCAGUCCCCCUUUGUCUGGGAGCCCAUCACUAUAACUAAAUUACCGAUUUAUAUCUUUGGGAGGGACUUCUCUGGGAAGUGACCUAGGACUUCAUCAGAAAAGCAGGACCUGCCAGGUAAGCAGGACCUAACCAGGUAACUUGCCAGAUCUGCAGAAGGCACGAAAACCUGCUCAACAGCUGGACUCACAGUCCAAGUGACUAUUUUCCCCCCUCCCCCACACACUCCCUCCUUCCUCAUCCCCUGCUCUUCUUUCUCUAGCCCCCGCAAUCCUCCAAUGGGGAUAGUGUCCCACCUAUUCGAAAGUAAGCUCCUUGAGGGCAAGGGCUAAAUCUUGUAAAGCUAUUCCCAGCACCUAGCAAGGCGCCUGGGGCACAUACAUAGUUAGUGCAUAAUACAUGCUUUUUCAUUCAUUCAUUAGAGUAUUUGAACCCGAAAAACCACAAGUUCCGAAAGCCACAGCGCGAAGGAUCGAGCACGCGGAGGAAUGGCUUCAUUGGGUAGAAGAAGGGGAGGGAGAACUUUAAGGCGGGUCUAAGCCAACGCACUGGGGAGGAGCCCUUUGCCCCUUUACCCGGUGCCUGCGAUCCAGCAGAAUGUAAGCUCCUUGCGGGCAGGGAUUGUUUAUAUUUAUUUGUAUCCCCAGCACUCAGCAUAUGGCCUUGCACAUAUUAGGCACUUAAUAAAAGUAAAAUUGAAAUUGAAUAGAAUUUAAGCAGAGAUGGACGGGUCUUUCACCCAAUAGGUACGAGAGAACUUGGGGGCCAAUGCCAGAACGAGUUCGACGCCCAGGGAAGGGGAGGGGAGAAGAGAAGAAGGCGGCCUCACAACAGGCAGCGUCCAAUGGGCGCGUGUAGGGGGCGGGCUCUCGGGCUAGGGUGGGAGGAGUCCUGGAGCUGGAGCACGAAGUGCUGCUGGGCCGGCGGCGGAGGCGGCUGCGGUUCUGUCGGUUCUGAGUCUUGGGGACUGGAUGUCCUUGCUUUAACGCCGCGGGUCGUGAAAGGGAAGAUUCAAAGAAAGCGCCGAGGUGGAACAAUAAAUUCCAGGCAGUCUCAAAAACGAGAACGAUUAGUAGGUCCAGCUAUGGAGAUGACUUCAGAAGUUGAGCCAAUAGAACUUGUAGAAAGUGCUGGAGAAGAGGUGGUGGACCUCACCUGUGAAUCUACUGAACCGGUGGUAGUGGAUCUGACUCACAAUGAUUCUGUGGUGUUUGUUGAAGAAAAUCGAAGACAAAGGAGAAACCCGAGGAUGAGUCGAGGGCAGCCUGACAGCUGUGUUUUAAGUAGUGAUGAUGAAGAAACAAGAGACAGCGAUGUGUACGUGACAGAAAAUCCACCCGGAGAAUCAGUUGUUUUGGAAGAAGAAACAUCAAGCAUAAGGCCUUCUGGUACUGUUAGUUGUCCAAUUUGCAUGGAUGGAUACUCUGAGAUUUUGCAAAGUGGACGACUUAUAGUCUCUACAAAAUGUGGUCACGUCUUCUGUAGCCAAUGCCUCCGUGAUGCCCUUAGAAAUGCUAGUUCCUGCCCAACUUGCCGGAAAAAGCUGAACCAGAAACAGUAUCAUCCAAUUUAUAUAUGAUAUGUACUAUGUUUCUCAGGACAGCCUUACGUGGAUUGCUGUGAAAAUGUCCUGAGUUUGUCAACAUACCUGACAGUAAGGAGAACUGAUUUUAAAAACGAUUUUACCUGGGGUGUUUGCAAGCAGAUUUUAUGGUCCAAGCUUAAAUGUCAUAAACCUAGCUCUUUUUUUUUUUUCCCCAUCGCAUUUGAUAAGGUUGGGCUGAAUUUCUGAGGGUCUGUCAAAGUUAGUUGAGUCAUGUGUUUUCUCUCAACAUAUUAGUCCCUGUGUUUGACACAGCUUCUCUGUACCACUAGGGUGUGUGAGCUCUUGGGUUUCAAAGUCAUCUUAAUCAAGUAAUUGAAUCUCAUAAGCCUAAAAGAAUGAAAGGUAAGACAUCAGCAUAGAUGAGUGGCCUCUUUCCACUUGGAAGGUGAAGAGGUGGGAAGGGCGAUUGAAUUCUGCUCCCAGCAGGCCCAUCUGUUUCACAUGCCUUGGUGUAAAAAGCCUGUUUUUGAUUCACAGCCUAGCAGAAAGAAGGAUGUAAUGAGAGGCCCUAAGUCUUCCCCUGGGAAAAAGAAUAUGCUGAUGUAUUGAAGAAAUUGCAGAGCUCCCAAAGCUCCCCAGGUGUAUAGCUGCUGGGUCUCCUCCACCAGCACACUCAACUAUAGAACAGUGACUCUGGGUCUCUCUGGAACCUGGAAGCAAACUCACUGGAGGCUUUUUAUUUUUAUUAACUAUUAUGAAAAAAUUUCUUAUUGGCAAGGCCCAGAUUUUCCAAGCUUCACUUGAUCAUUAGUCAUGUGUUUCUAUUUUAAGACUCAUAAUCUUAUUUUAAUUAGUGUCCAUUGUUCACUUUUCUUCUUUCCUCCCUUUCCCUAAUUAAGUAAUCAUCAGUUGGUGAUCAGAGAGAGCUGUUUCAUAAAGUUUAAUGCCAAAUUAUAGAACUUGGGCUUCAGAACACAUCCCUUUUCAAUAAGAUUCUCUACAGUUAUCUCAGCCAUUUAUCAUUAUUAGAGGUCUUUGUGUCAGACUUUUAUAGAAAUUUUAUGCCCUUUAGCAUUUUAAGUUAGUGGCAUCUAAAAGAGUGAAUGAUCCAGUUCUGAGUAAUGAUAAGUUAUAGAUUUUUUUUUGCACAAAGAAAUUGAACCAUAUCCUAAGUGAGAUUGCUAACUAGGUUCCCUCCUUAAAGACUCAGCUUUGUAAUAAAGCUUGUUGCUUUUGAAAUUGUCAUUGAAUUGGGGCAGAAGUAGUUCAGACUUUCACAUUCCUGCGAAAGGCUGGAUAUUGACAGUGGCAAUAAUUUCUCUCUCUUUCUGCCACGUCUAUCUACUGUUCAUAUUCUCAGGAAUGUUGAUAAUGUGGUAAUGUUAUAAAUUUGCCCCAAAGAUACAAAGUAUGGGGCACAAAAAAGGCUUAAUAUUUGUAUUGUAAUAAAAACCAUUUUGUGUUAUUGCCUUCUUAUCCCUUGACUAUCUCUUCAUCAAGUGGUUGGGGCAAGGGGCACAGCUCCAUUUUCCCCCCAGCAUGUAUUUUGCAGGUGAUGGAAGUAGUUUGUGACAUUACUUAGCUACUUGGGAGGAAAUCAGUUCACUGCAACUUCAGUCCAAGUCCUUUCUGCCUGUUUGUUGUUAAUCAUAUCAGUAGUGUUCACCCCCUGUUUUGUGGUGGGAAUUAAUUUUUUGAAUCUGUGCCUAAUUGGGAUAGACUUUGUUUUAAGAAUCUUUUGGUGUGUGUAAUUUUUCAUCAUCUAUGAAACCCUUUGUUUUUUGAUGGUCCAUGCCUGUUGAGUUGAUGCAGUCUUGCCUCUAUACAAACCAUGAUGCUUGCCUACUGAAAAAUUGUGGGUUUUGUCCUUUGCUUUUAUCUUUUUAUCUGGGGAAAGCUGAUAAACUUUAAUCUGUACUUUGUAAUUGCUUGUUCUUCACAUCAGUAAAGAAUUCUUAAAAUCUUGUAUUUCUUGUCCAUAACCUCCUAGAAUUAUUUACUUAAAACAAAAUGAAGUUUUGUUAUGGCUGUUUAGAAAGAAGCAAUUCUAGCUUUGCUACUGGUAACCAACUUUAAGUUGGAUGAAACAAAUUACUGUAUAAAACUUAAUUUAAAAUGAGCAUUUCCCCCUUGCUACAGGAAAAAGCAGUUGUAUUAGCAAUUCUGAUUUUUAAAAAUUACAUUAAAUAUCUUUUUAGUUAUAAUAUAUGUCAUUUUUUAUUCAUCAAGUCAAGAAUAGGAGUGUAUUAAAGAUUAAUUUGGACUGAUAUGUGUAUAGCUUUCUGGUUUUAGCUUUAGUUUUGAAUGAUAUUUUUGAUAAGUUUGUAUUUCCAAGUAAAUAUUUAUUUUUUUUGUCCUGUAUUAACUGUACUGAUGUGUAAAAUCUUUAAGAAAAAAAUCUAUAGAAUAUACAGCAGGUUCUUUGGCUAUUUUGUUUUGUGACUCUCCUUGAAAACCUAGACCUGUCCAAUUCUAAGCUGUUGAUCUCAAAUGUUAUUGUAUUAUUUCAUUGUAAAUCUAAAUUGAAAAGGUAAUAUUUAGUUGUAGUUAUUUACUUAGUAUAUAGCACGCGCAUAGUUUUCCAAAACUGCAAAAUAUAAACAGGCUGAUUAUGUAAAAAAUCAUACUUUUACUUUAUCUGUGUAUAUAGUUCUUUUUUUUUUUUGUUAUUUAAAUUGUAUCCAUGUCCAUGUGUCAGGUCUGUUUUGAACUUCAACUAAAUGGUUGUUAAUUAAGAUGAAAAUAAACCCAUUAAUUUGAUGUACAA